Encephalitozoon cuniculi GB-M1 is the source of this 657-nucleotide messenger RNA. Its product is annotated as type 1 protein phosphatase-activating protein SDS22. The transcript has a single exon. Gene Ontology annotation, molecular function: protein binding. The record is from RefSeq and is marked provisional. The coding region runs from base 1 to 657 and encodes 218 amino acids. NCBI's taxonomy places the organism in Eukaryota, Fungi, Microsporidia, Unikaryonidae.
AUGAGUGAUGCUGUGUAUAUAGUUCACAGACAGCUGGAGAAGAUACCGACUAUUCCAGAGCAUGUGAGGACUGUCGAUCUGCGACGGAACAACAUAUCUCGGAUGACUCUAAACAAGGCGGAGUCUGUCGAGUACCUCGAUUUGUCGGACAACAGAAUAAGAACCAUCUCUAGUCUUGAGAACGUUCCGAACUUGAAGGUGCUGGAUCUGAGCUACAACCUGAUAACGGACAUCUCGAUUCCUCCCAUGAAUCUUGAGGAGCUGUACUUGAUUUCAAACGACAUUGCAACGAUCCACGGCCUAAACCUCCCUCGAAUCAAGAAGUUAGACAUGGCAGUAAAUGACAUAUGCAAGAUCGAAAAUCUCGAGAAAUGCACCACGCUGGAGGAGCUCUAUCUCGGGAGCAACCAAAUAGGGGCAGUGGAGGGCUUGGAGGAGAUGAGGAGCCUGAAGAUACUGGAUCUCCAAAACAACAAGCUCGAGCUUGUGGACUGCUCGAUGAUACCCAGUAGUGUUGAAGUUCUUCUUCUUGGAGAAAACAGGAGUCUUGAAGUAGUGGAGAACAUAGAGUUGCUCAAGAACCUCAAAAUCCUUGGGCUGGAAAAGACAAGAGUGUCUGAGAAUAUGGAGGGGAAAAGCUUUACUAUUUGGCGUUGA